Parus major (Great Tit) is the source of this 1300-nucleotide messenger RNA. It is a transcript of the gene RAMP1, whose product is annotated as receptor activity modifying protein 1. The record is from RefSeq and is a predicted model, not a curated record. Bases 266 to 700 code for a protein of 144 amino acids. Lineage: Eukaryota; Metazoa; Chordata; Aves; Passeriformes; Paridae. Gene Ontology annotation, cellular component: cell surface; membrane; signaling receptor complex. The transcript is spliced from 3 exons. Gene Ontology annotation, molecular function: coreceptor activity. Gene Ontology annotation, biological process: cellular response to hormone stimulus; G protein-coupled receptor signaling pathway; calcium ion transport.
AAAGGAGGGAGUGAGGACGCAGGACCGCUCCGCGCUUUCCUUCGGAGCUCUUUGCCGCCUUUGCCGCAGCUCUGGGCUGCGAGGGGGAGAGGGCGAUAAGGAGAGCCCGGGCUCCAUCCCAGGGGAGCGGCUCCCCCCGUUCCCCCCGCGCUGCCGCCGGGAGAGCGGGGCGGGAGCGGGGCCGGGCCCGCCCCUCCUCUCUGGCAGCGCCUCGGGCGCGGAGCCCGCCCGGCCCCGGGAGCGGAGCCGCUCCUGCCGCGGGGCCAUGGCCCUGCUCCCGCGGCGCUUCCUCUGCUUCGUGCUGGCCCAGCACUUCAUCGCGGCCACGGCGUGCCAGGAGGCCGACUACGGCUGGAUGAUCCGGCACUACUGCCUCAAGCAGUUCCAGCUCAGCAUGGAGGGCAUCGGCCAGCGCCUCUGGUGUGACUGGGACGAGACCGUGGGCACUUACGGGGAGCUGACGAACUGCACGGCUCUGAUCGCCGAGAGGCUCGACUGCUACUGGCCCAACCGGCUGGUGGACGAAUUCUUCGUGGCCGUGCACAAACAAUACUUCAGGAACUGCUCCCCGUCGGGCCGGGCGCUGCACGACCCCCCGAACGGUGUCCUGUGUCCCUUCAUCGUGCUGCCCGUCCUGGUCACCCUGCUGAUGACAGCGCUCGUGGUGUGGAGGAGCAAACGCAGCGAGGGCAUCGUGUAGGGCCGGGGCGGGCGGCUCUGCCCCGGAACGCGCCGGGAGUUUGGGAAGAGCCUGCCAGAGGAGCAGCACGGAGGGUACCGAGCUUCGGAGGCAGGGACAGCAUCGCCGCCGCUCCUCCUCCGCGGCUGUGCCCCGUGGUUUCCAAAUAAAUGGCAUUUAAGCGAUGGUUGUCGGGCAGAACGGGCUGCCCGGGCAGCUCCGCUGGGCUUCGGGGAGCGCCGCUCAGCCCGCACCGGCGCUGCCGAGCCCUGCUCCGCCUCUGCCAGCCGCUUCCCCCCGGGAUCCCCUGCCAAGCAGGAAAAUUUGCAAGAUAAAAAACAAAACAAACCCGAGGGGGUGUGGGGAGUUGAAAUCCUGCCGGGCCUGCAGUGGCAGUGCGGCAUCAACACACGUGCGAGUCUGGGUGCGCCUGAACAUCCUCGGCUUCCUCUCUGUCCGAGAAAGGAUUACAACAUCCUCGGGUUCCCCCACACGAGGAAAGGCAUCUUCUCCCCCAGCCCCCUGCACAAGGCCGGGGUUUGCACGGGCUGGGCUUUGCCUGGGAGCCGGGGAACUACGGGGGGAGGUCGGCGGUGGGAGCGGGUGGGGCCCUGGGGCUAA